AUGGCUGGUUUCGCUUCCCAGGCCGACGAAGGUUACUCAGAAGACCCCCUGACCGCGAUUUCCGCUUCUGCAUCCUUCUCCCACAAGACGCGCGACGAUUCGGUCUCGGCCCUGAGUUCCUCUCAAGCUGCAUCGGAUUUCCCGGCAUGGAUGCUUCAACAUAUAUCUAACCUCUCCAUUUCUCGCAAGACCGUAGAACACCUCAACCCCAGACUCAACAUCGACUUCAUCCGCUACCUGCCCCCCGAGGUGUGCCUCAAGAUUCUCAGCUUCCUCGACCCCGUCUCGCUCAUCAGCGUUGCGCGCGCAUGUAGAACAUGGUACAGCCUCGCUUUGGAUCGCAAGCUGUGGGAACAGCUGUAUUAUAUGGAGGGCUGGUCUGCAAAACCGAAAGAGAUCGCCGCCUGGGAGAAGAGCAUCAAUGGAGUUCGUCAGGGAGUGUCACGGCGAGUUGACUCGGAAACUGAGGGUCAUGCGCAUAAGAAGCGCGCCAUUACCGUCUCUUCAAACCUCGAUGCUGACAUGGAUAGUGUCAUGCUGGACGCGGGAGCAAUAAAGCAGGAGCCCGCCGAGAUGGACGCGUCAGAAAGCAGUCUGUUUGGCGGACCGACAGGAAGUGCUGACGGUGGUAGCAUCUCACGAAGACUGGAUGAUCUGGAAGUAAAGAGUGUUGGCUCAGGUUCGGGGUCGGCGAAUAAGAGCGCCUCGCUGGACAAGGGCAAAGGGAGGGCACGCUCACCGGAAUCCAGUUCUUCAACGCGAUCCAAAGGCAACUUCUUGGACACAGUACUAGCCACGCCCCUAUCAAGAUUACCGAGAUCCACGCUAUGGGUUCUGGAUGACCACGACCGCAGAUAUAAGCUUAAUUGGAAGCACGUAUACACAAUGCGCCGACGCCUCGAGUCCAACUGGGACCUAGGAAAAUACACAAACUUCCAGCUACCCCAUCCUAAUUAUCCAGAAGAAGGGCAUGGGGAAUGUAUUUACAGUCUGCAGUUUAACCCACAGUAUUUGGUCAGCGGCAGUCGAGACCGGACGAUCAAGGUGUGGGAUUUGGAGACACGGCGCUGCCUCCGCACCUUGUCGCAACAUCGCGGGUCGGUUCUCUGCCUGCAGUUUGACUCUGACCCCGAGGAGGACAUCAUCGUGUCAGGCAGUUCGGACUCGGACGUGAUCAUUUGGAAGUUCUCGACCGGAAAGGUGAUCCAGACACUCAAAACUGCCCACCGGGAAUCUGUACUCAACGUCAAGUUUGACAAACGGAUCCUGGUCACUUGCUCCAAGGAUAAGCUGAUCAAGGUCUUCAACCGCCGACCUCUGCGCGCUGGCGACCUUGGAUACCGGGAGGUGAGCCCCGUGCCCACCACCAUCAACUACGGUUACAACAUCCCUAUGGCUCCCGAGGACCUCCCACAAACUCCGGCUUGGACUUUGAUCGGCGUAUUGGAAGGCCAUAGUGCGGCCGUCAAUGCUGUUCAGAUCCACGACCGGGAAAUUGUGUCUGCAAGCGGUGACCGCCAUAUCAAGGUUUGGGAUUGGCCGACUCAGACAUGCAGCCGCACCAUUGUUGGCCAUACCAAAGGAAUCGCAUGCGUUCAGUACGAUGGCCGGCGAAUUGUCAGCGGUAGCAGUGACCAUGAAGUAAAGGUGUUUGACAGGGCGACAGGUCUGGAGGUAGCGAGCCUUCGUGCGCACUCUGCUUUGGUACGGACGGUUCAAGCUGGAUUUGGAGAUUUGCCCUUCCAGGCCGAAGAUGAUGCGGAGGCGGCAAAGAAGGUGGAUGAGGCUUACUUCAAGGCGCUCGAGGCAGGGUUACUUGACGGCACAGACCGCCCGAAAGCUGGUCGUCGGCAGGGAAAUGCAGGAUCCAGAAGACCGGAGGACAUCUGUGCCUACGGUGCAAAGCUCCCACCUGGAGGCGGAGGGGGCAAAUAUGGCCGGAUCGUCAGUGGCAGUUAUGAUACUAGUAUUAUCAUCUGGCGCCGAGACAAGGAGGGCAUCUGGAAAGACCAGCAGCACCUCAAGCAAGAGGAAGCCGCUGCCGUUGCGGUCAAGCUGGGACGGACAACACUUCCCCCGGUGUCGAAUUUCCUGGACGCUGCUGCUGCGGCGAUCCCUUUACACCCUUCGGUGCGACCGGGUCCCUCGCAACAACCCGGCGGUUCGUCAAGCACGCUCACAGCAAACAAUUCCCUACCAACACAGACCGCGAGCGCACCACCAAGCACAUCGGCCGGGCCUUCAGUACCGCCUCCGAGAUCGGAUAGCGAACAAAUACGGGCGCUAAUCGACGAGGCAAUCCAAGCAGGCGCCCAAGCCUUUACACGCGCCAUCGGCAACCAUCCCAUCAUCUUGACACAGCGACAGUACAUUGAAGGCAAGAUCGACCGAUUGCAGAACGCUGUCACACGGAGUCAGCUUCGACAAGCCUUUUCUGGUGCUUUGAUUAGAGCUCAAUUCGAGCAGACCAGGCUACGACGGGAGGCUCAGCGGAAUGCGGAAGCGAUUGCGGCAGCAACGAACGCACUGACGGGCCCUUCAGCAUCUUCACAACAACACAGAAGCAAUACCGAGCCUGCUCAGGCAUCAUCAUCAUCGUCGUCAUCAGCAGCACCGGCGUUACCGGCAGCUCGGCUGUUGACGGCUAGCCAGCAGCAGGCGGCCGUAGCGUAUCAGGCACAUGCGGAACUGGCUUCUGGGGGACACGGACGUGUGCAUCAGGUACAACUCCCUCCUGCUCCUUCUUCCACCUCCACCCCCACUGCCCCGGCUCCUGCUCCUGUUCCUGCCCCUGUUCCUGUUCAGACAAACCAUCACCCUCAUCAUCACCAUCCACACGUUGCCCAUAAUGCUCCGGUUGAGGGCCACGACGCGGCUAACCCGGCGCGCGUGUUCAAGCUUCAAUAUGAUGCGAGACGGAUCAUUUGCUGCAGUCAGACGAGUGUGAUUGUGGGGUGGGAUUUUUGCAAUGGGGAUAAGGAGUUGGAGCAGGCGGCGCAGUUUUUUGGGCCGGUGGAAUAG
Podospora anserina S mat+ is the source of this 3021-nucleotide messenger RNA. RefSeq lists its product as uncharacterized. The coding region runs from base 1 to 3021 and encodes 1006 amino acids. The transcript is spliced from 2 exons. Gene Ontology annotation, molecular function: protein binding. The record is from RefSeq and is a predicted model, not a curated record. NCBI's taxonomy places the organism in Eukaryota, Fungi, Ascomycota, Sordariomycetes, Sordariales, Podosporaceae.